AUGUUAGAGGUAGAAGAAGAAGAUGAACCAGUUAUUAAGAAGAAAACUACUUCUACCAAACUAUCUUCCUCAAAAAACACGACCAAGGUUAUUAAAUCUAGUACAGGUUCGAUCAAGAACCAAACCAAGCUUAUCAACCUUCCUUCUGAUUCAACCAAGAACAAAACCAAGCUCAUUAAAUCCACUUCUGAUGCUUCUACACCCACAAUCAAAUCCCAGCUCAAGAAACUAAAUUCCACUUCAAAAAGCUCAAAUUCUACUACUACAAAGACCAGUUCACUUUUCCCCAAGAAAUCUUCAGAUUUAAACAACUUGAGCUCACCCAAGAACAAAACAACAAAGCCCACCAUGACUAGUAAAGAAACCAAAACCAAAGCCCAGUUGGAAAAGAGCGUCACUCAAUCCAAAUCCAAAAACCCAGAAACAAUUCAGCCCAAGAAGGCCCAAAAACAGUCACAACCAAGCUGGAUUGAUCAAGAUGAUGAAGAUGACUUUGUUUCUGGGUUCAGAGACCUCCCAUCCAAGUUUCAAGAAACUCUCUUGCCAGAUUUGGAAAGAAUUUCCAAAACCUCAAAAGUUUAUCUUACAAAAUAUAAUAAAGAGUUUACCAAAGGAUUCAAACCUUAUGUUGGGAACAAAUAUGCACCCACGAUUGCCUCCAUAGCCUCAUUUGCCUUUAUUUUGAUCCCACUACUUCUUGUUUCUCUAAUUUUUAAUAGAAUCAAAGCCUAUUUUUCACUCCAAAAGCUCUUGAUUUUUAUCCAGGCUUAUUUAGCCAUAUACUUCUCCAUACUCUGCUUAUCUUCAUUGGUCACUGGGCUUGAGCCUGUCAAGUUUUUUUACGCAACUUCGCAGUCCACCUAUGUGUGUGUUCAAGUGUUGCAAACUCUUGCUUAUGUGUUGUAUCUCUUGCUGCUGUUGAUGUACUUGAUCUUGGUGUUCUCUACUGAAACUGGGCUGGCCUUCAAGAUACUGGGCCUGGGCCAGACCUUUGUGGGCUUUGCUGUUGGGCUGCACUAUUACGUGACAGUGUUUCACAGGGCUGUGUUGCAUCAGCCGCCCAAGACUAGUUGGAAGGUACACGCACUUUAUGCCACGUGUUUCCUUGUCAUUUGUUUACUAGGUAGGGUUGAUAGGAGGAAGAAGGCCUACGUAGAAGAUGAUGGUGAAGAGGGCAAAAAGAGUUAG
Fraxinus pennsylvanica is the source of this 1188-nucleotide messenger RNA. NCBI's taxonomy places the organism in Eukaryota, Viridiplantae, Streptophyta, Magnoliopsida, Lamiales, Oleaceae. The record is from the annotation of a GenBank genome assembly.